AUGUCCAAACUUUUAAUCGCAGCGGAAACAGGAAAUUUUUACGAAGUAAAACGGUUAAUUGAACAUGGCGCUGAUGCGAAUGGUGACAUUUUUUGCGACGUUCGUCUUCUUCACUUUGCAUCUGGUUUACUGAAAAUUGUCAAAUAUUUAGUUGAACAUGGUGCUAAUGUAAAUUUGAAUGCCUUCAGCGUUGGUAGCCCUCUUCAAUCUGCAGUAUCAUCUGGUUCCCUGGAAAUUGUCAAAUAUUUAGUUGAACAAGGUGCUAAUGUAAAUUUAAAUACCUUGAGCGUUGGUAGCCAUCUUCAAUCUGCAGUAGCAUCUGGUUCACUGAAAGUUGUCAAAUAUUUAGUUGAACAUGGCGCUGGAGUAAAUAUCAGAUUCUGUACCGUUGAUAGUCCACUUCACAAUGCAGCAUCAUCUGGUUCGCUAGAAAUUGUCAAAUGUUUAGUUGAUCAUGGUGCAGAUGUAAAUUGUGAAACUUUUACCAUUGGUAGUCCUCUUCAAAAUGUAGCAUCAUCUGCUUCACUGGAAAUUGUCAAAUAUUCAGGUGAACAUGGUGCUAAUGUAAAUUUUAAAUCUUGUAGCCUUGGUAGUCCUCUUCACUCUGCAGCACUAUUUGGUUCACUAGACAUUGUCAAAUACUUAGUUGAACAUGGUGCUAAUGUAAAUUUUAAAUCUUGUAGCCUUGGUAGUCCUCUUCACUGUGCAGUAUUAUUUGGUUCACUAGACAUUGUCAAAUAUUUAGUUGAACAUGGUGCUGAUGUAAAUUUCAAUACGUUGUGCGUUGGUAGCCCUCUUCAAUCUGCAGUAUCAUCUGGUUCAAUGGAAAUUGUCAUAUAUUCAGUUGAACAUAGUGCAAAUGUAAAUUUUAAAUCAUUUAGCCUCAGUAGUCCUCUUCACUUUGCAGUAUCAUCUGGUUCACUGGAAAUUGUAAAAUAUUUAGUCGAACAUGGUGCUAAACUAACAAAUGAAGAAAAUCUUGACAUGCCCACAAUUCUAUUUUUGGCUUGUGAAGGUGGAAAUGCGUCUGUUGUUGACUACCUUCUCCAACAUGGAGCGACUAAAGACCUGAAUAACUGGAAAUUGAAUUCUCCCUUACGUAUAGCGUGCGAGAAAGGUCAUACCGCCGUAGUUCAAACAUUACUGAAAUAUAACGUUGAUAUACGAAAAGAGAAGGAACCAUUAACAUGUGGCAAUAAUGAGAUCAGAAAUAUUUUGAAUGUGGAAUUAAAGAAGUCCGUUAAACAUCAUGAAAAAAUUCAGAUUUUAAAAGGAAUGGACAACGUAAAAUUGACAAAGGUAACAUUAUAUUUUUAAUUGCAUGUAGAGCAAAACAGAAACGGGAUCUCAAAAUCGUCCAUUUAUUGGUUGUCAUUUGUGGCUAAAAGGGCAGAUAAUGUAGAGUAUAUUAGCUCGGUAACCGGCUUUGCUGGUUUAAUCGGGUACCCGCUUCAUAUUUUUAUUUUGAAAUUUCUCAAAUAGGAAACAGGCAAAAACGCCAACAAAAAAUCAAAUUUUUUAAAGCGUCAGGGAAAACAAAGCACAAAGGUAAAUUCGCCUUUCCAAUUUUAAAUGCACAAAACUGCACCAAAACUCUUUCAAAUCACUCGCAAAACCUACAAUAUGUUUAAACUCACUUGUGUUGUCUCUUAUUCUUAAUAAAUGUCUUCAUUUCCUUAACAUUUUAACAAUUGUUGCAGUAAAACUAUAAUAACUAUUGUUAAUCUUUAUUAUUGUUCCAAUGUAUGGAGUAACAUCUCAAAGUGUAACAUUGAGAAACUGCAGUUAAUUCAAAAUUUCGCUUGCAGAAUAGUUUGUGGUAUAAGGAAAUUUGACCAUGUCACACCAACACUAAAGGAAUUGAAAUGGCUGCCUGUAGCUAGCGAGUUGUAUUUGAGAAACGCCACUUUGGCAUUUAAAUGCAUGACUGGUUGUGCUCCAGAUUACUUAUCCGAACCAGUGGCGUAACGGGAGGGUGUCAGGGUGUCCAGAGACGGGGGGCCCCCGAACUUUAGGGGCCCCCAACAAAAAUGACCUUAAAAAGUUUGAUAGCACAUUUCUGGGGAAUUGAAUUAAUUGAAUUGAAUUGAAUAAAAAAAAAAAUUCUCUGGAAAAGGCAAAAUCCGUCGAGAAAUUUCCCGAAGCUGCGACGGAUUAAGUACGUUGCGGCUGGCAGAAAUUUUUUUUGGGGAUCACUUUCCGUGGGAGGCUUGGUAACCGCGACUUUUAUUCAGGGUACAUAUUUGGAUUUGUUGGGACACUUGACGUAAAUUUGGGGUUAUGGCAGGUACUCAUAUAAAGUCUAUCAGUACCAUUAAUUAUCAUUAACCUUUAGCGGGAAAUAUUUAAAAGUUACUACAACUGAAUUUAUGCAUCGCCCUCAGCUUACAGUUGAUAAUGCAAAAUCUAUAAACGUGUCUUGUUCACAUUUUGCAUUGCGCGCAGGCAAAUUUGAUUUGUCAAUUUUGAUACUCAUGAUAAUCAAUGACAAACUUGACAUCAGUGCGCCUAUAAGCAUCAGAGUGCGUGGUUUGCAUAAACAUCACGUUUUCAACCGAGACUAUCUGUGACUUACACAGUGUCACAGUAUUAGUAGUGCACAAUAUAAUACAAACAGGGAAUCUUUUAAAAUAAAUUCAUAGUUAAUUUUACCUAAUUGAAUAAUUUGAAUGUGAACGUUUGAACGUUUCUAUCAGUUUAAAUGAACUGCAAAUAAUAUGUCUAUAUUUCGAAUACGCACGAACUUAUGACCUUUAUACUGGCAUAUUCAAUAUCUCGAUAUUUAUGGUAUAUUUUGAUCCAUUUUAUAAAAAAAUUGUAAUGUGUUUUCUUUUUAUUACAUUUUAUUUAUGGAUACAAAGCUUUCGGAAAGGCACGAUGAAUAAUGCGUCAAAACCGCAGCGGUUAUGGAAUAAGUAUACAAUGGUCUACAAUAUAAGUCGCGUCAAAGUGUUCGACCGCAAUCUAUUUCCCGCUGUACAGGCUUCCUAUAUUGCAUCAUAACAGGCGCGGUUACCAAGCUCCCAAAGAAAGUGAUCCCAAAAAAAAUUUCUGCUCGCGGCUGAGGUAAAGGACGAGAUACUAGAAUGAAUUAAUUGCAAUUUCAUUGGGUAUAUCCGGAAAAAAUUUUGGACCCCUAAAAUGGUACAAUGUCCGAAAAGUGCUUAAGUGAUUUGUGGGAGGAAGCCAAAAAAUAAAUUGUUGCGAGAAAAAUUUUUGGAGCCUAUUUUUAGUGUAGCAAAGGGGCCCAAAGUGGCCAAUUGACGGAGGGCCCCCAGCGGUUGCGUUACGCCACUGAUCCGAACAAUUUGUAAAGCGUGGAGACAUUAGCCAGCGAACCACGAGAAGUUCACAGAAAUUGAACAUUCCACUAUUUAAAAGUGCCACUGGCCAAAGGACUUUUUAUUACAGAACUGUAAGCUUGUGGAACUCUCUGGAGUCAAAGUUUAAACUUUGUCCAAAUGUUGUAAGUUUUAAGAGAAGCCUUCGAAUUAAACUUCUCAGCGACUUCUUAGCUACUUAAACUUUUAAACCUUUAAACUCAUUAUAGUAAUGUGUAUGUCUAUAAAAUAGUAAUUAGGUACUUAUAUUCCUGUAUAUAUAUAUAUAUAUAUAUAUAUAUAUAUAUAUAUAUAUAUAUAUAUAUAUAUAUAUAUAUAUAUAUAUAUAUAUAUAUAUAUAUAUAUAUAUAUAUAUAUAUAUAUAUAUAUAUAUAUAUAUAUAUAUAUAUUAUUGCAUUUCUUUUGUAAUUAUCUUUGAAAAGCUCCUCUGUGGGAAAGAUAAUAAAUUUCUAAUCUAAUCUAAUCUAAUCUAAUCUAAUCUAAUCUUGUUCGCUUAUUGUUGCUAUGCUACACUUACAGCACUCAGGGAGGUACCGGAGGUGUGUCUUUUGCAAACAAAAACGUUUCCGGUUUACAAAGAUAUUUAAUUAAUAUUUCAAAAUGAAUAUAAUAAAGCGGAAAUUGAACUUCGUGUCGUGGAAUUUUGGACUGAAAUCAAACUUGUGAUUACAAAUCCCACUUCCGCUUCGUGGUCGUACGUUUUUGUAAUAACGCGGUUGAUGUCAGUCCAAAUUGCACUCCACUCAGUUCAAUUACCAUUAUAAAUCAUUAGGAGUGAAGCAGUUGGUUCGAUAUGGAAAAUUUCAGUAAGAAUAACGCAUCCCCCGUGUUUGUUGCCAUGGCUAACAUGACGCGAAUCUGCGUUCAUUAGUUGCUUUAAUUUAGAAUAUUUCAUAUUGUUAAAAACUGUUCAGGAAAAUAAAGGCGACGGUUGAUUGAUGCAUGUAUUUCUAGUAUAUAUUGAGGAACAUUACUUUUUUCAAGGAACAACUGAAUAAGUUUCUCGACGUGGUUAAAUAAUUCUGUAUCUUUUCACGCUUUAGCGGAGAUGAUUCCGAGUUCAAAACUACUUGAUGUAGAACUAUUUUAUUUGUCAUGCAGUCAUAGUGAUAUUUUUUUUUUUCUACCAUAGGUUGGAUCACCGGUGAAGUAUUUUUCCCCGCAGAAAUCUUUGAUACUUGGGAAGGGUUCAAUGGGUACAUCUGUUUAUGUUGGUAUCAUGGAAGAUGGUGCUGAAGUGGCUGUAAAGAGGAUCUUGAAACAGGAGUUUGAUGCAGCUCAAAAUGAGCUAGAAAUUCUGAGUCGAAUUGAUGCAAGCAAGUCACCAUUUAUAGUAAGUUAUCGAAAAUGUUUAGAAGACGCCACUUUUGUGUAUAUAGUUUUAGAUCUCUGCGAAGAAACAUUAAAAGAACACGUUUGUGCUCAAAGAUUGGAAUAUCUACAUGAUCAUGGUCCAAGAAUGAUCAAAGAAAUUUUAAGCGGAAUUGAAUUUCUUCACAGUCUAAAAAUUUUGCACAGAGAUCUCAAACCAUCAAAUGUCUUGGUUGAUCUCGAAGGUCACAUGAGAUUGGCAGACUUCGGAAUAAGUCGUGUUUUGAAUGAAGAAGAAACCACAGUUCGUACAGGUGCAAAAGGAACCCGAGAUUGGAUGCCCACCGAAGUAAUUGAAAUAGUAGAUAAAGAAGAGAAAGGACGUUUCAAAAAAAAAUCUGAUGUUCAGGUCGCAGGUAUGAUUGCUUUCUUCAUUUCGACCAAAGGUGAACAUCCUUUUGGUUCUGCGCUUGAACGAAUGAUAAACAUUUCAAAAGGAAAUCCUAUUAACUUGGACAUGCUCCACGAUCUUCAAGUUCGGAAAUUUAUUUCAUGGUUGAUCUGUCAUAACAUUGAUGAUAGACCUUAUGCUCAUGAGGCGCUGGCGGAUCCCUUUAUGGUCCAUGUGACAAAUUCUCUCAGGAAAAUUGGAUUACAAAAAUCCUGUAUUUAGGAAAAUAAUCUUCCCUUUACUAACUGUUCCAAUGCAAAACUUUUUAUGGGAAAGAAUAUGUGAAACUCAAAUUCAAAUGUAUAAACAUUCUGAAUUUCCCAUAUGAAAUAUAUAAACAAUUUCGCAUGUGAAUUUUCGAUCCAUUUGAACAAAACCACAGCAGCCCAAAAAUGCGUGUAGAAGCAUAUGAAAGAAGUGCUUAAGGAUAAAAGCCUUUCAUUUCGUUUAGAAGACCCUUGAAAUUUAGCUAAUAAAGCUAAAUGUAUGAAGAAGUGUGGGAAAUCUAGAUGCCAGAUAAGUUGUUAUGUAGAGGAAAUGGAAAAAAAAUGAAUAUGGAAAUAAUAAGUAUUGGAUAAAUUAUUCCUUUGGUUGUGGUUCAGAGG
This is a messenger RNA of Paramuricea clavata, 5708 nucleotides long. The record is from the annotation of a GenBank genome assembly. Lineage: Eukaryota; Metazoa; Cnidaria; Anthozoa; Malacalcyonacea; Plexauridae.